Messenger RNA from Pieris macdunnoughi, 654 nucleotides. The record is from the annotation of a GenBank genome assembly. Lineage: Eukaryota; Metazoa; Arthropoda; Insecta; Lepidoptera; Pieridae.
AUGGGAAAAACUAGCAAAGUUGUUGUUUGUGGAAUGAAAGGAGUGGGUAAAACUGCGAUUUUAGAGCAGCUUAUUUAUGGUUGCGUUAGUUUAAAAUCAUCGUUCUACCCAACAAUUGAAGAUAUAUAUGUUGCUAAUAUUGAGACUGACCGUGGUACUAAAGAACGGGUAUGUUUCUAUGAUACAGCUGGUUUGGAACCUCCGCUCACAGGCGAGUUAAAAGGACCUCCACAGUCUCCUACUAUGCAGCUAACAGCUAACCAAGUUCUUCAGAGACACUACCUAGGUUUUGCCGAGGGCUUUGUUAUGGUGUAUGAUACUACAAGACCUGAAUCACUUGAUGUACUUAUGUAUUUAAAAAAGGAUAUUGAUAGAAAUAAAGACAAAAAAGAGGUUGUAAUGCUAGUCAUUGGGAACCGUACAGGGCCAGAUGAUGUGAAUUGCCUUGAAAAUACUUGUUCGAAGGCAUCAAAUUGGUGUUCAAAAGAAAAAAUUCGACACUUUGAAGUAUCGGCCAUGGACCGACCAUCAUUAUAUGAACCAUUCAUAUUUAUGACAACCAAACUUAAUCCAGUUCAAAAUAAGACAGCUUUCCCACAACUUAGUACGCUUAGUAAGUUAACACAGAAGAAUAAUAGAAGUGAAGCGAUGUAA